GUCAUACAGAAGUGCUCUCUCUUGCGGAAAGAUCACAAACCACACACACCGUACGAUGAAUGAAAGCGAUGGUGUUGACUUAGGCCAAAUAAUGCUCUCAAACUAUCACUAAAAGUUAUCCGUGGUACCUUACGGUUGAAUACGACAUAUACAAUUUGUGAGACAUCUGUCCUCUAUUUCCUGCGUGUAAUUGAUAUGUGGCCCUUGAUGAAAAAAGUGUGGACACCCCUGGUCUAGGCACAAAGUCAUUUUCUGUUUGCCUGGUCAAGAAACCUCUGGAAUGCUGCUGGACGAGACACCACUCUUUGAUCCUGCGCUGCUCCAGGAUUUGGACUGGAGCAGUAAUAGCAUCUCCUUUUCACCACCCAUCUCUCCAUCUAACCCCGGAGAGGGCCUAACACUCAGGCCACUCUGCACAGCCGACUUCAAGAAGGGCUUUUUCAAGGUCCUUUCUCAACUUACCAAAACUGGUGAUGUUACCCCAGAACUAUUUAUAAAAAAGUUUGACCAUAUGAAGAAAACUGGAGACUACUAUGUGGUUGUAGUGGAAGACACACAACUUGGGCAGAUUGUUGCUACAGCAACACUCAUCACAGAACACAAAUUUAUACACUCAUGUGCAAAACGAGGCCGAGUGGAGGAGGUAGUGGUAACUGAUGUAUGCAGAGGAAAGCAGCUGGGCAAAUUGCUAGUUGCAACUCUUAUUCUACUCAGCAAAAGACUGGAUUGCUAUAAAAUCACAUUGGAAUGUGCACCCAAAAACGUCACCUUCUACGAGAAGUUUGGCUACAAAGCUUCAGAUGAGACCUACAUGCAGUGUAGGUUCUUUGACUGAGAUCAAAGCUGUGCAAUAUGGACCUUUGCACAUGCUCAGCUAAUGAAACGGUAUACUGAAGAACCUUAUAAAAUUUAUAAUUAUAGCUUACAUCCAAUGCAAGUUUACAAAAAUAUUCAUUUGUGUCUGUUUUAAAAAUCACAGUAUGUAGCAAAUAAUCAAGUGUCUUAAAUUACAAUUGUAUAAGAUUUAUCAUCACUACAUUCAAAGGCUGUGUGCCUUUACCUAAAAAGUCUCCAAAGAAAAGCUUUUUUCAAGUUAUUUUUUCUGUGAGGGAUGUACUUUUGCUAUAUUAAAUUGCUGUCCAGUUUUUAUACUAUGUAACAUUAUAUGGAUAAAUGUGGGAUAUUUAAUACAAGGGAAUAGAAGUGAUUUAUCAGCUUAUUUAAACUUCUAGUUUUGGGAUAGCAUAAAAAUGCAAAUACUAUUUAAUGUAAUUUAUUAAAAUAUUUUUUCUGUA
Boleophthalmus pectinirostris (great blue-spotted mudskipper) is the source of this 1295-nucleotide messenger RNA. RefSeq names its product glucosamine-phosphate N-acetyltransferase 1 (gene gnpnat1). Bases 281 to 835 code for a protein of 184 amino acids. The record is from RefSeq and is a predicted model, not a curated record. Gene Ontology annotation, molecular function: glucosamine 6-phosphate N-acetyltransferase activity; monosaccharide binding. Gene Ontology annotation, cellular component: endoplasmic reticulum-Golgi intermediate compartment; Golgi apparatus; endoplasmic reticulum. NCBI's taxonomy places the organism in Eukaryota, Metazoa, Chordata, Actinopteri, Gobiiformes, Gobiidae. The transcript is spliced from 7 exons. Gene Ontology annotation, biological process: UDP-N-acetylglucosamine biosynthetic process.